UUGCGGGCGGAUGCGAACUGGGCAGGAGACCCUGCCCCUUUGUCCCGGGCGUUGAGGGCGGAGGCUUGUCUCUGUGCACCAAAACUCUGCAUCCUUCGCGUUCUGCUGCCACAGUUGGGACGAUGGUGGCCUGUCUGCUGCUGCGCGCCUGGUCCCGGGGCCCUGCCGUUGGCCCAGGAGCCCCGUGUCGGCUCCUCAGCGCCAGCUCCGGGCCGGGCCAGUACCUGCAUCGCAGCGUCGUGCCCACUAUGCACUUCCAGGACAGCCUACCCAGGCUGCCUAUUCCCAAACUUGAAGAUACCAUUAGGAGAUACCUCAGUGCUCAGAAACCUCUCCUAGAUGAUGGACAGUUCAGGAAAACAGAACAGUUUUGCAAGAGUUUUGAAAAUGGGAUUGGAAAAGAACUGCACGAGCAACUGGUUGCUCAAGACAAGCAGAAUAAACAUACAAGCUACAUUUCAGGCCCCUGGUUUGAUAUGUACUUAACUGCUCGAGACUCCAUUGUCCUGAACUUUAAUCCAUUUAUGGCAUUCAACCCCGACCCAAAGUCUGAGUAUAAUGACCAGCUCACCCGGGCGACCAACAUGACUGUUUCUGCCAUCCGGUUUCUGAGGACACUCCGGGCUGGCCUUUUGGAGCCAGAAGUGUUUCACUUGAACCCUGCCAAAAGUGACACUGAUACCUUCAAAAAACUCAUACGCUUUGUGCCUUCCUCUCUGUCUUGGUAUGGUGCCUACUUGGUCAAUGCAUAUCCCUUGGAUAUGUCCCAGUAUUUUCGCCUAUUCAAUUCAACUCGUUUACCCAGACCCGGUCGGGAUGAACUCUUCACUGACGAUAAGGCCAGACACCUCUUGGUCCUAAGAAAAGGACAUUUCUAUGUCUUUGAUGUUCUGGAUGAAGAUGGGAACAUCGUGAAUGCCUCUGAAAUCCAGGCUCAUCUGAAGUACAUCCUCUCAGACAAUAGCCCUGCCCCAGAGUUUCCGCUGGCAUAUCUGGGCAGUGAGAACCGAGAUGUCUGGGCAGAGCUCAGGCAGAAACUCAUGAGUGAUGGUAAUGAAGAGAACCUGAGGAAGGUGGACUCUGCUGUGUUCUGUCUCUGCCUAGAUGACUUCCCCAUUAAGGACCUUGUCCAUUUGUCCCACAAUAUGCUGCAUGGUGAUGGCACAAACCGCUGGUUUGAUAAAUCUUUUAACCUCAUUAUAGCCAAGGAUGGCACUGCCGCUGUUCACUUUGAGCAUGCUUGGGGCGAUGGUGUUGCAGUGCUCAGGUUUUUCAAUGAAGUGUUUAAAGACAGCACUCAGGCCCCUGCCAUCACUCCACAGAGCCAGCCUGUCAGAGCUGACUCUUCUGUUGCUGUGCAGAAACUCAGCUUCAAGCUGAAUGAUGCCUUAAAGGCUGGCAUCAGUGCUGCUAAGGAAAAGUUUGAUGCCACCAUGAAAACCCUUUCCAUUGACUUAAUCAGGUUUCAGAGAGGAGGCAAAGAAUUCUUGAAGAAGCAGAAGCUGAGCCCUGACUCAGUGGCCCAGCUGGCCUUUCAAAUGGCUUUUCUGCGGCAGUAUGGGCAGACAGUGGCCACCUACGAGUCCUGUAGCACUGCAGCAUUCAAGCACGGCCGCACUGAGACCAUCCGCCCUGCCUCCAUUUUCACAAAGAGGUGCUCCGAGGCCUUUGUCAGGGAGCCCUCCAAGCACAGUGCCAAAGAGCUUCAGCAGAUGAUGGCCGAGUGUUCCAAAUACCAUGGCCAGCUGACCAAAGAAGCAGCAAUGGGCCAGGGCUUUGACCGUCACUUAUUUGCUCUGCGGUACCUGGCAGCAGCCAAAGGGAUUGUCCUACCUGAACUGUACCUGGACCCUGCAUAUGGGCAGAUAAACCACAACAUCCUGUCCACGAGCACACUGAACAGCCCAGCAGUGAACAUCGGCGGCUUUGCCCCUGUGGUCCCUGAUGGCUUCGGCAUUGGGUAUGCUGUUCAUGAUAACUGGAUAGGCUGCAACAUCUCCUCCUACCCAGGCCGCAAUGCCCGGGAGUUUCUUCAAUGUGUAGAGAAGGCCUUAGAAGACAUGUUUGAUGCCAUAGAAGGCAAACCCAUCAAAAUUUAGCCUCUGUACAGGGUAAAAGCCUCCAUUGCUUCAUUGAUAUGAAAAUUGAGGCUUAUGUAGCCAAUAGGUGCUAUUCUGUAACUAAUGAAACUAAUCAGCCAGUGUCGUAAAGCUUGAACUUUAAAAUCAUGGUUUUUAAAGCUAAACAUGUAAUUUACAAGUGGGACUAGAUCACAAUGAAAGAUAUAUGUGAGAUUUCAUUUUUAAGACAUUUGAUUAGGAGGUAGGAUUUGAAAAAAUAACUCAGGUGUAUUUAUUGUUGAAGCAGAAAUUGUUGCUUGGAGAUAGAUGGUUCCUCUGAGUUUAUUUUUUAACCUAAUUUCCUAAUCCCCACAAAGAAAUUUCCAACAGUAAGUCCAAUAAGUUCAGGUAACAGUUCCUAUGGGCUCCCUAACUUUUCUGGUGAUGGUGAGAAACACUUUCAUCCUUCCUAUAAACUUGGCUUUCUCUCCUGGGACAUCCUCUCUUUGAAAAUCCUCUUUAUUUUUCUAAGAAAUGAACUGCUGAUGUCUGAUUCUAAUAAUCCUGCUACAAUAAAAGUUAUUCCUGUGAAUUUAGGGAAUGCCAUUUUACUAUUCUUCAAGCCAAAUAAGAUUUAUAAUUGGUGUGUAUUUAA
This is a messenger RNA of Pteropus alecto (black flying fox), 2715 nucleotides long. RefSeq names its product carnitine palmitoyltransferase 2 (gene CPT2). Gene Ontology annotation, molecular function: carnitine O-palmitoyltransferase activity. Bases 123 to 2099 code for a protein of 658 amino acids. Gene Ontology annotation, cellular component: mitochondrion. The transcript has 5 exons. NCBI's taxonomy places the organism in Eukaryota, Metazoa, Chordata, Mammalia, Chiroptera, Pteropodidae. Gene Ontology annotation, biological process: fatty acid beta-oxidation. The record is from RefSeq and is a predicted model, not a curated record.